Molecule: messenger RNA, 576 nt
Organism: Podospora bellae-mahoneyi
Lineage: Eukaryota; Fungi; Ascomycota; Sordariomycetes; Sordariales; Podosporaceae
Exons: 2
Coding region: 1-576 (191 amino acids)
Source: RefSeq, a predicted model, not a curated record
AUGUACCGCUGGUAUCAAGAAGCCGAAGUCUGUCUCGCUUACCUGGCCGAUGUACCGUCUGGAAAGCUGAGCCUACAACGAGCCAUGGCAAACCGCAUCGGGAUACCAUCGGUGCUUUUUGCCGGGGAGAGUGAUAUUGAUGGCUUCAGUGUCGCUCAGAAGAUGAUGUCAUGGGCAGCUGGAAGGGAAACAACAAGAGUCGAGGGUUGUGUCUACAGUUUAUUGGGAAUAUUCGAUAUCAACAUGCCGCUAAUGUAUGGAGAGAAGAAAAAUGCUUUCAUCCGACUACAAGAGGAAAUAAUGAAGAUCUCGGAUGAUCACAGUCUGUUCGCAUGGAAGUCAUUGGACACUCGCGGUGGGCUUUUGACAACUUCCCCGGACGCGUUUAUUAACUCUGGCAACAUCCUUGGAUUUAUGCCGCCUGGAAGCCUAGGCAACAAUCCCUUGACUGCCAGCGGCCGCGGAAUUCACAUAGAGCUUCGUUUUAUCGGUAUCGGUCUUAAUUGUCGACAAAAAGAGGUCGAGGAGAAACCCAUCGCUAUCCAUCUUCGAAAUCGCCUGUUCGGUACGGUAUGA